ACAGACAGAGAGAAAGAAACAGAGAGAGAGAGACAGAGAGAGACAGACAGAGAGAGGGGGAGGGUCUCUUUCCUCCCUGGAAUUUAGUUUUGUCUCUCUGCACCAGUCACACACACACACACACUCUGAGUGGAGCUGAUCUGGACCAGGUGAACAGAUCACAGGUGUGUGUGCGUGUGUUUGUGUGUGUGUGUGUCUGAGUGUCGAGCAGUGUUUAAAGAAAAAUGACAGAAAGGCUUGCAUGUACAAGAAACGAUGGAAGACAUACAGAAAAUGGACACCAUUGUGAGACUCAGUCAGACACCGGUGGGAAACUGGAGGAUGAAGAUGAGAAGAAGGUGGGACUGGGGAAGAAGGUGACCCUGCUUCGAGGCGUUUCCAUCAUCAUCGGCACCAUCAUCGGAGCAGGGAUCUUCAUCUCUCCAAAGGGCAUCCUGCAGCACUCGGGCAGUAUAGGAAUGUCCCUGGUCGUGUGGAUCGCCUGCGGCGUGCUGUCACUUUUCGGAGCCCUGUCCUACGCUGAGCUGGGGACUUGUAUUAAGAAGUCGGGUGGACAUUACACAUAUCUAAUGGAAGCCUUUGGACCUCAGAUGGCUUUCAUAAGGCUAUGGGCUGAUCUCAUUGCUAUAAGGCCUGCAGCGAUGGCAGUCAUCUCUCUGGCGUUUGGUCAGUACAUCCUGGAGCCUCUGUUCAUGCCCUGUCAUAUCCCGCCUGUCGCUAUCAAACUGGCCACUGCCAUUGGCUUAACUUCUGUUAUGUACCUGAACUGUAUGAGUGUGACAUGGACAGCAAGGGUCCAAAUCCUCCUCACCUUCAGCAAGCUCCUGGCCAUCAUUGUGAUCAUACUGCCUGGAAUGUACCAGCUCUUCAGAGGAGAGACGAGGAACUUUGAAAAUGCCUUUGACCUGAACAAUGUGAAGCUGUCUGGUAUGCCCCUUGCCUUCUACUCCGGGAUGUACGCAUAUGCUGGAUGGUUCUACUUGAACUUUGUGACAGAGGAAGUCGAUAACCCUGAGCGGACUGUGCCGUUAGCUAUCUGUAUCUCCAUGGCGAUUGUGACUUUCUGCUAUGUUCUAACCAACGUGGCGUACUACACGGUGAUGUCAGCAGAGGAGCUCCUGGCCUCGCCGGCAGUCGCUGUGACUUUUGCAGAAAGACUGAUGGGUAACUUCUCCCUCGCGGUGCCGGUGUUUGUGGCCUUGUCCUGCUAUGGCUCCAUGAAUGGCUGCCUCUUUGCCUUGUCAAGGAUGUUCUAUGUGGCGUCACGUGAAGGACAGCUCCCUCAGGUUUUAUCAAUGAUCCACGUCCGCAGACACACUCCACUGGCUGCUGUCUUCAUACUGUACCCUAUGACCUUGCUCCAGCUGUUUGUGGGAGACAUCUACAGCCUGUUGAACUUCAUGAGCUUCCUGCGGUGGCUGUUCAUCGGCAUUGUGGUGCUGGGUUUAAUCUACCUCCGAUACACAAAACCUGACCUCCCCCGCCCCUUUAAGGUCCCACUCUUCAUCCCAGUGGUGUUCUGUUUCAUAUGUUUCUGCAUGGUCUUCAUGUCUCUGUACUCGGACCCGGUCAACACAGGGAUUGGAUUUGCUAUUUCCCUCACUGGGAUCCCAGCCUACUACAUCUUCAUUCACUUCAACAACAGACCACAGUGGCUUCAGGAGGCUUUAGAUUCCUUCAACAGAACCCUGCAGAUCCUCCUAAUGGUCGUCCCUGCUGAGGAAUAACAGCAAGCAAACACUGCAUCACCUCUUUGGUCUCUUCAAAUCAUGCACAGAAACAGAACUCUCAGCCAGAAAGUUAAAUUGCUGUUGCACGCUGCAAAAACUUAAUAUAAUGCAAAGCUAUAAAUGUCUCUGCAGAAUGUGAGUUUAUAUCAUGUGUGUUAUUAUAGGACAAAAAUGAAGUGAAAAUCAUUUUAUAAAUACAUAUCAUUCUUUUUUGGAAUAAUGUGAUUUGCAUUUAUGGAAGUGUAAACACCUACCGCAUCAUAUUUUCCUCUAAACAAGCCACACUAACUGUGUCUGCACAGGCCAAGCCAGCAAGACACAGCUGCUGUGUGGAUUAAUGUGGUUUAAUCACAUUGUGCCUGAGUCUGUGCAGACAGGUCUAUCCCACAUUUUCACUGUUUCCUUCAUGUCAGAGCAACCACAGGAGGGACUGACAGCCUGUUGCACUUCUAGUGGCAACAAUGGGUCAUCUGUCCAGAACCAGCAUUAAUGUUUAUUUCUUUUAACCCGUUUAUUUGUGGGGCUUGAGCAUCAUGUCUUGAAAUUCAAUCAAAUUUCGUUGGGAUCAGUAACCAAAGGGUUACCUGAUGUGGUCCUUUUCAGAUCCGAGAACAAGACAGGGUGGGAUGAGGGGUUGUGUUUUAAUUUACUUCUUACUUUAUAACAUGUUGUCAGUUUGUUAUGGUCAAUCAUGUAGCUCAUCACCAAGGUAACAGGUAGCACGAGUAGAUGGACAAACUGUAAGUAAAUCAGUAUGGCUGGUUGGCAGCACUUGGUGUGAUGCUCAUGUUACAGUGCUGUUGUUGGGUUAAUAAAACCGCUCGUUCUGAGUACAGACAAACUGUAACAGCAGUUAAUGUGACACUCAGUAAGCUAAUCAGCUAGCACAGUGAUCAGAAUUAGUCAUAUCGGUGAAUACUCAGUCAGUAUCAGUAGUCCAUCGUGUUAUGUUUUACUCCACGUAUUGUGAUGCUUCAAACUGAAUCCCCGAUGUACUGAAAUAUACAUCUGAUGGACUGCUUUUGGAAAAUUAGCAAAUUAGCAUGAGAUAGUAGUGUUUGGUGUCACUGUGGCUCACUGCAGCCUGAGUCUUCAAUUCUUAAUAAAUAUUUUGUUCAAAUACUGAACCAUUCUCAUCAUAGGAUUAAUAGAAAUGGUACAGUGAUAUUGUUAAUGCCAGAUUCACAACAUUUAAUGCUAUGUUGUUUUCAGGAUAAAGGAGUAUGAAGAAAGUAGUGUGAUGUUUUCAUUUUCUGCGACACUGAUUGCUAUGCCAUAA
Molecule: messenger RNA, 3009 nt
Organism: Scatophagus argus
Lineage: Eukaryota; Metazoa; Chordata; Actinopteri; Scatophagidae
Gene: slc7a11
Product: solute carrier family 7 member 11
Exons: 12
Coding region: 225-1727 (500 amino acids)
Biological process (GO): amino acid transmembrane transport
Cellular component (GO): membrane
Molecular function (GO): L-amino acid transmembrane transporter activity
Source: RefSeq, a predicted model, not a curated record